AUGAGGAUUACAGGAUUAAGGAAAACGACCACUAGCCAGAAUGGUGUUGGCACCUUUGUACUUCAGUGCAUACGAAUGGAUUUUCAUUACUGCGAUUGGGCAGGUAGUUCCAAGGGCAUGAAUACCUUUAUAAAAAACACCCUUGCGGGCUUCGCCAAAAGGAAUCCUCAAAUCGAAAUGACCGUCUCUCCCCGACCCCACAAACAUCCAGUCGUCAUUGGACAUUAUAUAAAUGGUCGCGAGAAGGCUAUUUGCGUCAGGAACCUAGAACUGGGACAGAUAUUGAAGAAAGUAGAGCUGCUGAGGGAUGCGAACGGAGAGAAGUUGAGGGUUGUCAAAAAACCGGUUCGAAGUAUCAACGACAGUGUUAGAGGUAUAUGGAGUCCUUACCAUAGUGGUGGAAUGAAGGCUUGA
Molecule: messenger RNA, 414 nt
Organism: Sclerotinia borealis F-4128
Lineage: Eukaryota; Fungi; Ascomycota; Leotiomycetes; Helotiales; Sclerotiniaceae
Source: the annotation of a GenBank genome assembly